Carlito syrichta (Philippine tarsier) is the source of this 1864-nucleotide messenger RNA. It is a transcript of the gene P2RX5, whose product is annotated as purinergic receptor P2X 5. Gene Ontology annotation, biological process: monoatomic cation transmembrane transport; response to ATP. Gene Ontology annotation, cellular component: plasma membrane; nuclear inner membrane. Bases 1 to 1515 code for a protein of 504 amino acids. NCBI's taxonomy places the organism in Eukaryota, Metazoa, Chordata, Mammalia, Primates, Tarsiidae. The transcript has 13 exons. Gene Ontology annotation, molecular function: ATP binding; extracellularly ATP-gated monoatomic cation channel activity; purinergic nucleotide receptor activity. The record is from RefSeq and is a predicted model, not a curated record.
AUGAAGGUCACAGUCACAGCAGCCCGCAGUAACUCUAUUUCUCGCGUUGGGAACCACUCCAAACGCCAUUGGGUCUCCCGGCGGCCGCACGGUGCGGCCCUGCGGACUCCGGGGGCGUCCUCCCAGACCCGCGGCCGGGGAGGCCGGUCCAGGGGCGUCGCUGUGUCGGGGGAGCAGGAAGUGCGACAAGCUCGCGGCCCGGGGCUGCGGCGCUCGGCCCCGCCCAGCUCCCAGCGGCGGCUUCAGGACGCCAAUAACCCGCCAGCCCGGCCUAGGGAAACUUCCCUGAAAGCAGCAGUGUGGCUGAGGCCUACCUGCUGGCCCCCUUCCUACAGAUGGGUGUUCCUGGUGAAGAAGAGUUACCAAGACGUCGACACCUCCCUGCAGAGUGCUGUUGUCACCAAAGUCAAGGGUGUGGACUUCACUAACACCUCAGAUCUCGGGGAGCGGCUCUGGGAUGUCGCUGACUACGUCAUCCCAGCCCAGGGAGAGAACGUCUUCUUUGUGAUCACCAACCUGAUUGUGACCCCCAACCAGCGGCAGGACAUCUGUGCUGAGAGUGAAAACAUUCCCGAUGGUGCGUGCUCUACGGACAGUGACUGCCACCCAGGGGAUGCUGUCAUAGCUGGAAAUGGAGUGAAGACUGGCCGCUGCCUAAAGACAGAGAACCCAGCCAGGGGCACCUGUGAGAUCUUUGCUUGGUGCCCACUGGAGACAAACUCCAUGCCAACGGAGCCGUUCCUGAAGGGUGCCGAAGACUUCACCAUUUACAUAAAGAACUUCAUUCGUUUCCCCAAAUUCAACUUCUCCAAGAGCAAUGUGAGGGACAUCAAAGACACAUCUUUUCUGAAAUCCUGUCUCUUUGGCCCCAAGAACCACUACUGCCCCAUCUUCCGAGUGGGCUCUGUGAUCCGCUGGGCAGGGAGUGACUUCCGGGAUAUAGCUGUGCAGGGUGGUGUGAUAGGAAUUCAGAUAGAGUGGAACUGUGAUUUGGAUAAAGCUGCCUCUGAAUGCAACCCUCACUAUUCUUUCAGCCGUCUGGACAACAAGCUUUCAAAUUCUGUCUCCGGGUACAACUUCAGGUUUGCCAAGUAUUACCGAGAUGCAGCUGGGGUGGAGUUCCGUACCCUCAUGAAAGCCUAUGGGAUCCGCUUUGAUGUGAUGGUGAACGGCAAGGGGGCUUUCUUCUGCGAUCUGGUACUCAUCUACCUCAUCAAAAAGAGCGAGUUUUACCGUGACAAGAAGUACGAGGAAGUGAGGGGCCUGGAGGACAGUUCCCAGGAGGCUGAGGACGAGGCAGAGGGGCUGGGGCUAUCGGAGCAGCUCACAUCCGGGCCGGGGCUGCUGGGGUUGCCGGACACGCAGGAGCAGCCUAAGGAACAGCAUGGAAGCGGCGGCCAGAAGGGGAAUGGCCAUGUGUACCCACAGCUCCUUGAGCCCAGCAGGCCUGACUCCCUGCAGAAUGCCGAGGUGGAUGUGGAGCAGCUGCACACCCUGAAGAUGGUGAAGACGUAGCCAGGGCUGUGGCUGGGAGCAGAUUCAGUGAAGCCGUGGGGGCCAGAACCGCCCUAGCUCUGGACUGGGAAGAGGGGUCUGUGUGUCGGCGUGAGGCACAGGCUUCCGGGCAUUGCUGUCUCUCCUGCGCUUUGGGAUCUUGCUACUAACUGUUCUCUGUGUGAGGAGGGCAGCCCCCUAAUAGUCCGAGUGGCUCAGAUGAUGAAGCCCUGGAGGAGGCACCCAGGGAAGGGGAGGGGGGCAGGCCAGGGGUCUGAGUGGAACCAGAGUGUUUUGAUUUUCUCUGAGAACCUGGUUGGACAUCAUUCAUUCAUUCAUGACAUGUGCAUGCUGCGUGCUGGGCCCUACC